Molecule: messenger RNA, 3092 nt
Organism: Osmerus eperlanus (European smelt)
Lineage: Eukaryota; Metazoa; Chordata; Actinopteri; Osmeriformes; Osmeridae
Product: spondin-1-like
Exons: 8
Biological process (GO): cell adhesion
Cellular component (GO): extracellular matrix
Source: RefSeq, a predicted model, not a curated record
CAGAAAAAUACAUCAGAAGAUAUUACUCAGCACUUUGUCUCACCCCCAUGUGCUCUACUGUUCCAGUCUCCUAACAAGCCCAGCAUUCCCCCAGAGAGGAUCCGUCCCCUCACAAGCCUCGACCAACCACAGAGCCCCUUCUACGACGUUGAGGGCGGGCCAAUCACUGCCUUGGCCAGGGUGGUGGUGGAGAGGAUCGCCAGGAAGGGGGAACAGUGCAACACUGUCCCAGAUACGGUGGACGAUAUCGUGGCAGACAUUGGUCAGGAGGAGAAGGGGGAAGACGACACACCAGAGACGUGUAUCUACUCCAGCUGGUCUCCCUGGUCGGCCUGCAGCUCUGCCACCUGUGACAAGGGCCGUCGGAUGAGGCAGCGCAUGCUGAAAGCCCAGUUGGACCUCAGUGUUUCCUGCCCCCACACCCAGGACUUCCAGCCCUGCAUGGGGCCAGGAUGCAGCCAGGAGGAAUCCUCCACCUGUAUGAUGUCAGAGUGGAUCAGCUGGUCUCCGUGCAGCACGUCAUGCGGCAUGGGCAUGAGGUCACGGGAGCGCUACGUCAAGCAGUUCCCCGAGGACGGCUCCCUCUGCGCCCUGCCCACCGACGACAGCCAGAAGUGUGUGGUCAACGAAGACUGCUCGGCCAGCAGCUGUGUAGUGACAGAGUGGGGGGAGUGGGACCCCUGCAGCGCCACCUGUGGGCUGGGCAUGAGGCGGCGGGAGCGCAUGGUGAAGAUGCCUCCGCUGGACGGCUCCGUGUGCAGGGCAGAAGUGGAGGAGGUGGAGAAGUGCAUGAUGCCAGACUGCCACUCCAUCCCGUGUAUGCUGUCUCCGUGGUCGGACUGGAGCGCGUGCAGCGUGACGUGUGGGCGGGGCAUGAGGACUCGGCAGCGCAUGCUGAAGUCGGAGGAGGGUGGCUGCAGCGACGAGCUGGAGCAGAGCGAGAGAUGCAUGCUGCCUGAAUGUCCCACUGACUGCAUGGUGUCUGAGUGGUCCGACUGGUCCGAGUGUAACAAGUCGUGUGGGCGUGGCCACGCCCUGCGGACCCGCAUGGUGAAGCUGGAGCCCCAGUUCGGGGGCCGGCCCUGCCCCGAGGCCGUGCAGAGGAGGAAGUGCAAGAUGAGGAAGUGCAGCCGCGGCGACGACAAGAAGAACCCCCGCCGGGAGGAGGGCGGGCCGGAGAGGAGGAGGGGGGAGGGAGGGGCGGAGAGGAGGAGGGGGGAGGGAGGGGCGGAGAGGAGGAAGGGGGAGGGCGUAGUUGAGAGGAAGAGGGCGGAUGGCGGUGUGGAGAGGAGGCGGGCGGGCAAGCAGGGGAGAGAUGCAGCCGUGGAGGAGCAGCCAGGCUGCAGAUCCAGGCCCUGGUCCAACUGGGCGGACUGUACCAAGCCCUGUGGCGGGGGUAUCCAGGAGCGCUUCAUGUCUGCGAAGAAACGAGCCAAGAGCUCUCAGGUCAGCAGCUGCAAGGACAGAAAGGAGAUCCGCGCCUGCAACGUUCACCCCUGCUAGAGGGGCGCCGCGGAGAAGAGUCAGUACUGGAGGAAUACAAAGAUGCCCUUCUGUGCCGAGGCUCGAGGAGGAAGUGGAGACAGUUAGUUUGAAGCUAGGGUGAGGAGGAGAAGAGAGGAGAGGUUUUCUGUAGCUGUUUAGCAGAAGACUGGACUGUGACCAGUGGACCAGACCAGCCAUAGUUAGUCUUCUAGCUGCCUCCCUUAUCAGGCACACAGUAUGUGUCGUGUAACUACGUAACUCACUCUAUACACUACCAACAUCUCUGUCAACACACACGUGCAUCCCUCGCUAUUUUGAUAUCUUUCUUGUCUUUAUAUAGGUCUACUGCACUACAUAACUAGCACUGAAACACACGUCUUCAUUUAGCACAUUUUAGCCAACGCUAAGCACAGAGGGGAUUUGAACCUACAACCUCUUGCCCUUUCUAACCAUCGAGCUACAUCCAUCUCCCUCUACUGAUUGUUUAUAACCAUUAACAUUUGCUCUUAGUUAGUCCCUUUCUGUACAAGUGGUUCAUCAAGUGAUUAUACUGUAUGACUUGUUGUUUAAAUGUCAAGUCAGAAUCCCAUACAGGACAGGUCUGAACCAUCACAAAGUCAGAGUUUCAGCACAGAGGAGUCUUUGUACAAUCAGCAGUCAGGAUUUUGGCCAUCUUUCCUGGAUCUCUACCAUGAACAUGGUCUGCUGGGCCAGGUGUUCUACGAACCCACCUGCUGAGUGAACCGCAGUGCGAAGGCCCAACGGAUUCCAUAGUCACAUAAAGUACAUCCUUUUGCACAGCACAGAACAGUUAGACUUCUAGGUAACACAUCACAUUAAGGUUCCAUUAACUACCAUGUAACUACAUUUCAAUACUUAGGGUAACAACAUUGUAGUUACAUAGGAACUGCUGUGUAUUCAACCCUCCACAGGGUCAAGAGAUCAAAGAUAAUAGAUGAAGCUUGGCAUGGGGGUGGGCUGGAGGGCUCUCCAGUGGGUGUUAAAAGUGAUCUUUAACUGCCCCUUUGCAGCAUGUCCUCACCCCUUCCACCCCUAACCCCCCCCUCUCCCCCACUGUGACUGGUUUUACUUUUGUAACUGACAGAGUACUUCUAUCCCUUGACACCAACUUCUACCCACCAAUAACUUUGUUACUGUACAUGUUGCUGUGUAGCUGCAUGGUAGUUCAUGUAACCUUAAGUUAUAAAGUGUUGCCCACGUCGUGAGGACAAGUGUUGAUUGUACAGACGUUUCACUGAAUGGAAAGGUCAACCCGAUAAGUCAUUGAAAACGUUAUUGUAUCCUGUGGUUGCUCUUGCUUCGGCAGAUUAUCUUUUUCGAGUAAACAGUUACGCUUUUAUUCCGUCGUUCUAUGUAGAGGCUGAAAACGCCAGCUGUAGAUGUCAGAGAUUUUUGUGUGGAAGCUAUUCCGUUGAUUUUGUGUGUUUUGAUACAAACGAACGGGGUCCUAUUUACAAUUCCUGUUUCGAUGAUAAUUUUCUCACCCCUCUCUUUCUCUUUCUCUUUUUACUUUUCCCGCCUCUGCACCAUAUCGCUAUUUUGGAAUAAAUCACCUUUACAAUAAAGUGGAGAAUUUUCAACUACAA